GAAGCGAAGGCGCAAUUGACUAAAGUCUCGUGUCUCAAUCAAAGAUAUUCUAGAAUUCCUCCUAAAACGGCUUCUCCCGCUAAUUAGCGGCGAUGUUAUCUUUCUUCGUGGUCGUCUUUACGUUGCUGCACAUUCAGAGUCACGCGUCGCGACUCCCCGAACGACGAAGCCACCUUUACCCAAGAGCACCGUCUUCAAAUUGCGAUGUGUAUGUUGUCUCUGGCCAGGACACUAAAUUCGAGAACUAUGCGUUCACCGACUUUCGCUCACUGAGCAACUACAGUAUCAGCGAGCCGCCCUCGGUUACGGACGCGGAUAAUCAGGGCGAGGAGAAUAUUACCUCACCAUACUUCGCUCAGCCACCAUUCUCGGACCAGUGGACGAUUCGACGCGGCAUCAGAAAUGCAGAGUCGGACGUCCCAAUGAUCUACUCGGCCAGCAAUGCGUAUAUCUCCAAGGACCCUUCGGACAGCUCUCAGACAUACUUGACGCUGCGCACUACUCGAGUACAAGACUUUCAGAGCGUCGUCCAGCUCGUCAGCAAUCCAAAACUCUUGCACGCGAGCAUGCGGACGCGAAUGAAGAUACUUCCAGAUGGCAAAGACAGGGACGGAGUUGCCAAAGGUGCGGUGGUUGGCUUCUUCACCUACGAGGCUGAUACCCAGGAGACCGACAUCGAGAUUCUCACCCAAGAUCCGUCAACUACUGUCGAACUCUCAACCCAGCCCGCAUCUUCAGAUACUCCGGGAGCAGAUGCCAGUGUCAAGAUCCCAAAUGGAAAGAAGUGGACAGAUUGGGUCGAUUAUCGACUUGACUGGUUUGCAGGCAAGAACGUUUGGUAUAUGGACGGCGAAAUGAUGUACAAUACCACCAAAAGUGUUCCCACCGUGCCGAGCAACCUCAUGUUCAACCUGUGGAGUAAUGGUCAGUCGUUCUCCGGCAAGAUGCGUGUUGGGAGAGAGGUGUAUGUUGCCGUACAGUGGAUUGAGAUUGCGUACAAUCUGGAUGGUCAAGGCCAGAGCUCGAACGGGACCAGCGGCCAGACCCAAUGCUCGGUGGAUUCGGGCAAAACAAAGGGUUCUCCGGAAGUGAUAAAGAACUCCAGUGCCAAGCGCAGCGCGGUAAGCAGGGUCCUGAAGAUAGCCAACAGCAUCGUGUUCGCUUUGAUCGCUUGGUAUUGUAUCUGACAUUUUGGAAUAGUCGUUCUCCAUUUAUUGACAUGAUUGUUGCAUUGAUAGACGGAAAAGCAAUGUACUUGUACUGGUUGUACGUGUUUCUUAUCGUGCCUGGAGGGCACGGAACAAGAUUGUUAUAGAUUGUUGAACUCUUAAGAAUCAUUAUUGAUCAUAGACCGUACGAUAUCAUGACUUCUAUAGUGACGCAAAAUGGUAAAGGUUCUAAUGGAAUAUACUUGAAGUA
This is a messenger RNA of Exophiala oligosperma, 1419 nucleotides long. RefSeq lists its product as uncharacterized. Bases 93 to 1187 code for a protein of 364 amino acids. Gene Ontology annotation, biological process: carbohydrate metabolic process. The transcript has a single exon. Gene Ontology annotation, molecular function: hydrolase activity, hydrolyzing O-glycosyl compounds. Lineage: Eukaryota; Fungi; Ascomycota; Eurotiomycetes; Chaetothyriales; Herpotrichiellaceae. The record is from RefSeq and is a predicted model, not a curated record.